Molecule: messenger RNA, 1572 nt
Organism: Chelonia mydas (Green sea turtle)
Lineage: Eukaryota; Metazoa; Chordata; Testudines; Cheloniidae
Product: histidine-rich protein PFHRP-II-like
Exons: 2
Coding region: 448-1509 (353 amino acids)
Source: RefSeq, a predicted model, not a curated record
CACACUGCACACUGCACUCACCGCACGCAUACACACGCAGUGAAUACACGCAUGCUGCAUGCACACGCACUGCACACACUCACUGCACGCACGCACACUGAACACACCACCACACACUGACACACGCACUGCACGCACACUGCAUACACUGCACACUGCACGCACACAGUGACAGACGCACUGCACGCGCACACUGCGCACGCGCACACUGCACGCACACUGCAUACACUGCGCUCUGCGCACUGCACUCACCGCAUGCAUACACAUGCAGUGAAUACACGCAUGCUGCAUGCACACGCACUGCACACACUCACUGCACGCACGCACGCACACUGAACACACUGCGCACACACUGCACGCACACACUGCAUAUACGCACACUGCACACACACUGCAUACACCGUGCACUGCACUCACCGCACGCAUACACACGCAGUGAAUACACGCAUGCUGCAUGCACACGCACUGCACACACUCACUGCACGCACAUACUGCAUAUACGCACACUGCGCACACACUGCAUACACUGUGCACUGCACUCACCGCAUGCAUAUGCACGCAGUGAAUACACACAUGCUGCAUGCACAUGCACUGCACACACUCACUGCAGGCACGCACACUGAACACACCACACACACACUGACACACGCACUGCGUGCACACUGCAUACACUGCACACUGCACGCACACACUGACGCACACACUGCACACACACUGCAUAGACGCACACUGUGCACACACUGCAUACACUGCACACUGCACUCACCGCACGCAUACGCACGCAGUGAAUACACACAUGCUGCAUGCACACGCACUGCACACACUCACUGCACGCACGCACGCACACUGAACACACCGCGCACACACUGCACACUCACUGCACGCACACACUGCAUAUACGCACACUGCUCAUGCACGCGUGCACACUCUGCGGGCGCACACUGCACACUGCCAUGCACCGCACACUCACUCCACACCCACACUGUGCUCACGGCAUGCUAUGCGCACUGCCCACUGACACACGGCAGGUGGACACUGCUCACGGACCCCUGGACACUGCACACUGAUUGCAGGAAUACGGCGCACUGUAUGGGCACUGCACGUGUGUACUUCACACGCACUGCACAGAGAUGCGCUACACUGCGUGUACCCACGGCCCGCUCACUGCUCACUCACUGCACAGGGACCCACGGCGCCCUCCCUGUGCACACGACACAGCCGUCACCCGGCACCUGGACGCAGCCAAGCCCCCGCACGCCCGCCCACACCCCCACGGCACAAUCACUGCGCCCGCACGAGGGCCCUCGGGGGGGGGGGCUGCCGCAGCGGGCCGGCUCCAAGCCCUGCCACGCAGGUCUGACGCGCGCCGGCCGGCGGGGGGGAGGGGACCCACGGGGUACGUGUCCCAGCCCGGCUCACCCUGGUGUUCCUGAUCUCUGGCACCCCGACACCCUGCGCGGGCGGGGGGCGGGGGGCGGGGGGAGGUUGUCACCCGCCCAACCCCCCUGAGCCCGGCCGGCGGCCCCGGCUGGGGGGUUUCUGGCCACUUAUAAAAGACAUUUUUUUAGUGUU